Messenger RNA from Tachysurus vachellii, 1073 nucleotides. It is a transcript of the gene exosc1, whose product is annotated as exosome component 1. Gene Ontology annotation, cellular component: nuclear exosome (RNase complex); cytoplasm. Gene Ontology annotation, biological process: RNA processing. NCBI's taxonomy places the organism in Eukaryota, Metazoa, Chordata, Actinopteri, Siluriformes, Bagridae. The record is from RefSeq and is a predicted model, not a curated record. Bases 71 to 655 code for a protein of 194 amino acids. Gene Ontology annotation, molecular function: RNA binding. The transcript is spliced from 8 exons.
GACCAAUCAGAAAUCAGUGUGGCUCUGUGACUAACAGCCAAUCAGAGCUCUCAGAACUCUUCUUGAAAACAUGUCGCCCAUGAAGCUGUGUGUUCCAGGUGAAAGGCUUUGCAGUGUGGAGGACUGCAUCUCUGGAGCAGGCACCUAUCAGCGGCACGGUUCCAUUUACGCCUCGCUGGCCGGCUACGUGCUCAGGAGGAACGAAGGCGAGGAGUUACCGGUGAUUUCUGUAGUUAAAGAGACAGAAGCACAGCUUCUGCCUGACGUCGGAGCCAUCGUCACCUGUAAGGUGACUAGCAUCAACCCCCGGUUUGCUAAAGUGCACAUCCUCUAUGUGGGAUCUACUCCUCUUAAAGACAGGUUCAGAGGAACCAUCAGGAAAGAAGACGUGAGAGCGACAGAAAAGGACAAAGUGGAGACGUAUAAGAGUUUCAGGCCCGGUGACAUCGUCCUCGCUAAAGUGAUCUCACUGGGUGACGUGCAGUCGAACUACCUUCUGACCACGGCGGAGAACGAGCUGGGCGUGGUCGUGGCCCACAGCGAGGCAGGAGUACAGAUGGUCCCCAUCAGCUGGUGUGAGAUGCAGUGUCCUCGAACACACAAUAAAGAGUUCCGCAAGGUGGCGCGAGUGCAGCCGGAGUACCUGCAAGCGUGAAGCAGCACCAGAGCCGACCUUUACCCCCGGAACACACAGCUUCAUCCACACACACACACACACACACACACACAGCUGGAAUUCCUGGAGCCGAUCUUAGCUUAUAAUAAGUUUACUGAGCGUGCAGUCAGACAGCAUCGCUCCGACUCGCUCCUGUUAGCUUCAUCCUCUUCCUCAUGUGCCCCCUCCCCUCACACACAGGCUCUUUCUGCAGUCAUGUUCUUUAUUAUAUUUUUUUAUCCCUUCAGUGUUCUCCAGCUCUCUGUAAUGAACAUGACCUGCUAACCACACGCUCAGAUUUCACUCGUCUGUGUUUGUUUUUAUUCUGAAGUCUUCUGUACUUUUCUACACGGUGUUAUUUCUGUACAUAGAGAAGUGUUAAAUUUACAGCAGCCUGAAUAAAGUGAAGCAGAACUCA